Closterium sp. Yama58-4 is the source of this 375-nucleotide messenger RNA. Lineage: Eukaryota; Viridiplantae; Streptophyta; Zygnematophyceae; Desmidiales; Closteriaceae. The record is from the annotation of a GenBank genome assembly.
AUGCUUGAACCGAAACCGUCAACUCUGCACAUGCGACGACGACUGUUUGAGUCGCACAAACGUGUUUCUGGAAGGUUUGACGAAUCGCUCGAAUCAUGUGCGUCGUUCCCGACCAGAUCGUUGCUUGGAGUUCGUUUGCCUCCUCAGUGUGUUAACGAUUCGUCCAGAAUGACGACUUCCAAGCGAUUGGCUGAGAAGAAGAACUCCGCUUUUCACAAGAACAUCACGAAACGAGGGAACGUUCCUGAUAGUGCCACGAAACGGAGUGAGAAGUUUCCCGUCAGCGUCUGGGUUCUCGGUUUCUUCAUCUUCGUUGUCAUUGGCUCGUCUCUUUUCCAAAUAAUCCGCAACGCCCAGUCAAGGGCGGUUGAGUAA